Molecule: messenger RNA, 942 nt
Organism: Syzygium oleosum
Lineage: Eukaryota; Viridiplantae; Streptophyta; Magnoliopsida; Myrtales; Myrtaceae
Product: non-specific lipid transfer protein GPI-anchored 19-like
Exons: 2
Coding region: 434-793 (119 amino acids)
Biological process (GO): systemic acquired resistance
Molecular function (GO): fatty acid binding
Source: RefSeq, a predicted model, not a curated record
GAGUAUGCCUAAAAUAAUUUUAUAUUGAUUGCAUAGGAUGAUAAUGUUAACUUGACUUUCUAUUCAAUGAAAUAUUGCAAAAACAAACGCAUGUGUCUUGCACACUAUGUAGGGUAGCUUGAGGAGUACUUGAUGUGGUGGCUUGCUAUGCUGGCAGCUGCUCAUCAAAAGCUUAUUUUUCCCACUCCGGAUGGGAAAGGCAACAGAAUGGCAGCAAAGACUUUGAUGAUAAGUCACUUUAUCUCGUUUGUCUUCGCUGGGUUAAACAAUAUGAGUGGAUCUAUAUUUGCAUAUCUGAAGGAGUAGGUGUCGAAUAAACAAAAAUCAAUCUUCCAUAGUGCUAUCACCACUUUCUUUGUGGUUUACACAUGUGAUAACUUUUUGUUUCUAAUAAAAGCUCGCAGGGUGAGACUCGUCAUGCAUAGUUCAAGAUAUGGAAGCUCCAAUGAAGCAAAUUAGUGUUCUGGUGUUUUUUGCAAUUUUGGCCAUUUCAGGUCUCCAGACGGUGUAUGGGGCCGGUGAAUGCGGCAAGUCUUCAACACCCGAUAGGGAGGCUUUUAAGCUGGCCCCUUGCAUGUCUGCGGCGCAGGAUGAGACUGUAUCCGUGUCGAGCAACUGCUGUGCUCAAGUGAAGAGAAUAGGGCAGAACCCAAGCUGCCUAUGCGCUGCUAUGCUGUCAAAUACGGCCAAAAUGGCAGGAAUUAAGCUUGAUGUCGCUGUCACCAUUCCGAAACGCUGUAACCUUUCUGAUCGGCCUAUUGGGUACAAGUGUGGAGGUUACACAGUGCCUUAAUGGUCAUGACCGAUCGCCAGCUUGCUGCAGUUUGAAUCGCUCUGUUGUGUUAAAAUAACUUCAAUAAUGUGCACGCUGUAAACACGUAACGGUAUUGAUGACAAAAUGUACCUGCUAAAGCCAGCAAUGGCCGGCUAAGUUUAUGCCCA